Messenger RNA from Sclerotinia borealis F-4128, 942 nucleotides. The record is from the annotation of a GenBank genome assembly. Lineage: Eukaryota; Fungi; Ascomycota; Leotiomycetes; Helotiales; Sclerotiniaceae.
AUGAGCGAAGACCUCCUCAACGAAAUUGAAGCCAUCAAUUCAAUCUACGGCCCCAACACCCUCGUCUCGGCCCACGAAACCCCCAACCAAACAUACAUACUCGCGCUUCCCAAACACGAUACAUGGCUGCGCAUUCACUUCCCAAAUGAGUAUCCGCAUGUGCCUCCUAUAAUAUUGGGAACGCAUAGGGUAGGGGAAGAUGCAAGGAGGGGGGAUGCGGCAUUAUUGGCGGGGAGGGUGAGGGACAUAGUUGGGAGGGUUUGGACGGGGGGAGGGGUGUGUAUGUUUGAUGUUUGUGAGGAGGUGGAGGGGUGGAUGAACGGGGAUAGGGCGAGUGAGGGUGAGGGUGAUGUUCAAGAAACAAGAGGUAAUAAUACAGAAGUACCAAGGAAUAAAUCUCCAAUCCCCGCGCACACAUCACAAGAAAAUAUCCUCAUAGACAGCGAACCCCCCGCCCCAACCUGGACGCUCUCAGACCCCACCACCGAACUCAAAUCCACCUUCCUCGCGCGCUGCGCCCGCGUUUCCUCGCCUUCUCUCGCCAAACAAUACAUACAACAUCUGAUUGCGCACGACAAGAAAGUGCGCAGCGCAACGCAUAAUAUUACUGCCUGGCGCAUGAAAGGGGCAGAGGGCAAGGGCAUCGUAUAUCAGGAUUGUGAUGAUGAUGGGGAGGCGGGGGCGGGAGGAAAAGUGUUGCGGUUACUACAGCAGAUGGAUGUUUGGGGGGUGGUGAUGGUGGUUACGAGGUGGUAUGGGGGGGUUAAGUUGGGGAGUAGAAGGUUUGCGGUUAUAAAUGGGGUGGCGAGGGGGGCGUUGGUGAAGGGAGGGUGGGUGGAUGUUGCUGGGAGUGUGAAGGGGGGAGGGGAAGGGGAAGAAGUGAUUGGAUUGGAUUGGAUUGGGAGGUGGAGGUGGGAGUGUGUUCUAGGUUGUGGGGUGUAG